AUGGUGAAUCCUGGCAAAGUCCCCAUCUUCGAAGAAACUGACUAUGACUACUGGAAAAUUCGUAUGCGUGCAUACCUCCAGAGUCAAGGUUCAGAAGUUUGGGAGAUUUGCGAGGACCCGACCUAUGUCAUCCUUCCUCAGCGUGUCACACCGGUUGAGAAAGAGCGACAUGAGGCUAACUGCAAGGCUCUCAAUGCCUUGAUCUCUGCUUUGGCCAGACCUGAGUUUGAGCACGUGAGUGAUUGUCGUAUCGCUCGUGAGCUCUGGAACCAGUUGCAGAACUUCCAUGAAGGGAAGAACCAGGGCAUCCAGGCCUACACUGAUCAUGACAAGGCCAUGAAGUUAAUAUAUGCCUUGGAUCAAAAGGUUUGGGAGGUGAAGGUCCAGACUACAAUUGAGUCUGCUUCUUAUGAGACCCUCACCGUGGACGAGGUCUUCAGCAAACUGAAGGCUACAGAGGUGGAGAAGCUCUCUCGAGCUCGCAUGGAUGGCAUCCAAGAUUCCUCCACCCCCAAGUCCAUUGCCCUUAAGAAGAGUUCCAAGGAGGAGCCGGACUACCCCAGGUGUGAGCACCGUGAGUACCGCGAGCACAAGCACCACCACUCUCACAAGAAGGGUGGUGGUUGCUCCAAGCUGCACUUCGAGUGGAAGAAGAACAUCAUCGGCAAGUACAAGGGCAAGCAGGCAUUCAUCACUCAGAGCGAGGACAGCACGUCGUCCUCCAGCCAGUACUCGGUGACCUCUUCCAGCUCCAGCGAUUCUGACUCCGACUGUGGCGCCAGGAAGGGCAAGAAGAAGGUUGCGGAGGGCUUCACCGGCUUGAAACUCAUUGCUGACCUUGAGGCGGCCAAGCUUGCGUUAGAGGUUGCUAGGUUGGUUCCAGUAGCGAGUGACGAGCUUGAGGAGAAGGAGUGCGAUGGCUACGUUGUGCUCACGGUAGAUCUUGCAAAGCUUAGGAGCAAGUAUGACAAGAACUUGCUCAAGCUCAAGGAGGGCCAGAAGGCCUUGGACGAGCUCAAGUCCUGGCCUACCCUCUUGGGUGCUUGUAAGGAGUGCCCAGCGCUUAGAGAGGAGCUUAUGGAGAAGAGUGCUGCUUUGAGAAAGUUGGAGAAGUCUAGCAUCCCUAUUAUUCCUGACUGUACUGCCUACCCCACCUUGAUUAUUGAGCUUGAGGUGGCGCGCAUGGGCAAGACCCAUGUUGAGGAGGAGAACACUCACCUUCGGGUGAUUCUCAGUUCGGUGUCUGCGCUAGAGCCUCAGUUGGGGAUGAUUGUGCAGCAGUUUAAGUGCGCUGACGGGGUUGGGGUUGGUUUUGCUUUUACUCCUGCCGAUUACACUCACUCCUAUGGCAAGAUCACUGAGGAGUUUGCACCCAAGCCUAGUGAGCCUAUUGAGCCUUCUUCUUCGACAGUUCCCACAGCUCCUACGGCUCCUACUACCAACCCAGAAUGUAUGAGGGAUGGAGUGUUCCAAGAACCACCCAAAGCUUCACCCAAGCCUCAAGUGUGGAUUCCAAAACCCAACUACCUCAGGAAUCCACUUGACACACUCCCUCCUAGUGAUGACAUGACACUGGAUGCCGGGGAGCUAGGGAACAUAUGGUUCAUGGACUCCACUUAUUCGUGCCACAUGACCGGUAGUCACAAAUGGUUCUCCAGCCUCACCCCGAUGAAGGAGAAGGAAUAUAUCAUCUUUGGGGACAACGGCAAGGGUAAGCUUCUCGAUGAUGGGUAUGAAGUGAAUUUCAAUAGUGGAUCUUCUCAUGAGCUUGAUGCUUAG
Molecule: messenger RNA, 1779 nt
Organism: Panicum virgatum (switchgrass)
Lineage: Eukaryota; Viridiplantae; Streptophyta; Magnoliopsida; Poales; Poaceae
Exons: 7
Coding region: 1-1779 (592 amino acids)
Source: RefSeq, a predicted model, not a curated record